Messenger RNA from Lodderomyces orthopsilosis Co 90-125, 486 nucleotides. RefSeq names its product tropomyosin (gene TPM2). Gene Ontology annotation, molecular function: actin filament binding. The transcript has 2 exons. The record is from RefSeq and is a predicted model, not a curated record. Gene Ontology annotation, biological process: mitotic cytokinesis; actin filament organization. NCBI's taxonomy places the organism in Eukaryota, Fungi, Ascomycota, Pichiomycetes, Serinales, Debaryomycetaceae. Gene Ontology annotation, cellular component: actomyosin contractile ring; actin filament. The coding region runs from base 1 to 486 and encodes 161 amino acids.
AUGGAUAAACUUAAGGAGAAAAUCAACAAUUUGAAAUUGGAUGCUGAAAAAUGGCAAGAGAAAUCUGACGAUUUGGCCGAAAGGAUUAAAGAGUUGGAACAAGAGAGUUUAGAAAAGGACAACCAAAUUCAAGCUUUAACCAGAAAGAACCAAGUAUUGGAAGAACAAGUUGAGAAAUUAGAGACUAAUCUUGAAGAAAUAAAGAGUACUGCUGAUGAAUCACAUUCUUUGAAAACCUCCAAUGAGAAUUACACUAAGAAGAACCAAGUCUUGGAAGAAGAAUUGGAAGAAGCUGACAAGAAUUUGAAGGAAACCACUGAAAAGUUGAGAGAAACUGAUAUUAAAGCUGAACAAUUGGAAAGAAAAGUAGCUAGUUUGGAAAGUGAAAAGGAGGAACUCGAGAAGAAACAAGAAGAAUUGACCGAGAAAUACAACGAAGUCAAGGCUGAAUUGGACGAAAUCAGUCAACAAUUGGAAGCUAUCUAA